Messenger RNA from Suillus clintonianus, 1629 nucleotides. RefSeq lists its product as uncharacterized. The record is from RefSeq and is a predicted model, not a curated record. The annotation marks the transcript as partial. NCBI's taxonomy places the organism in Eukaryota, Fungi, Basidiomycota, Agaricomycetes, Boletales, Suillaceae. The transcript is spliced from 15 exons.
AUGCCAACACCGUACCUGACUCUGAAGAAAUGUGUAUUAAUCCAAUGGUGCAUCAUCACGCACCAUCAAACUCUUUAUGUUCCGACAAAGGUCGCUCAGAGCGAGGAGCUUAUCUUCGAUACCAUUGCAUCGUUGAUACCUACCGAGGUUACUUUCAACAAGCUAGUCUGUGUGAGCGAGUUCAGUCCAACCGCUGCUCAGAUACCAUACCACGGGUACACUACCACACUGAGCGUUAGUACGGGUGAUGCUGUACCCCUACCCGAAUGGGCGAAGAUAUUGUUAUGGGCGGCAUAUUGUGCUUCUCUACACAUAUCCUGCCACCCACACUACGUUCGAGCUAAAACUUCCACUGGCUCCAAAUUUGCAGAACACCGGAGUGAUUUAAUGUGCCGUCUGGCCCUUCAAGCCUUGCGGACUGUUACCUCGGAUGACGCUGCAUACAAGGGUGUUGACGUCAAGUGCUAUUCCCAAGCUCUCGGGCUGGGCUGUUCAAUUCCCGCUUCAUUCUACGACCACUACGCUGGAUACAAAGACCUUCCUCCCUUUUUUGGCUUCAAUUCUAGGCUCACUUCAUAUAUCAAAGCAAAUUCAAUUUCACGUGGUCCAAUUCAAAUUGGUGGCAAGCUCGUGCUGAGCUUUCAAUGGCAUAAAGAUUGCUCAUCACUGGAAGAUAGAGAAUUUAUUAGCUACACAAUGGCUGAUGUAAAAAGGUACCGAGAUUUUUUGGUCGACACUGGCCUUGCAUUUUUAGCUAAGUGGCCAGAGCGUGCAUAUCUAAGUCGAAAUGGGAUUCCUGCGGAAGGACCUCUUACCCCAGAUCAGUUCAAGAUUGUCCAAACAGCUAUUAAAGCACGCAAGACUGUGAGUAACUUGAAUAUAGGCCAUCGUGCGCUGGUACCGAUGGCAGACAAAUACGGCACGUCUGGCACGAUCAGGCAACUCCAAUGUCGAACUAAAUUGGGGGUCACACUAAAUGGGGGAGAUGAGCUCAAGGGCACCAGGGCACCGCAGGAAGUCGAGGUGUACUCACAUUGCCAUUAUGAGUCGCGCGUCAAGGUUGCCGUGAACGCUGCAAUCACAGCUGCUGGGGGGACCUCUUCACGAGGCGAAAAGUUGUCUAGAGCAGGGUUUGUUGAAGAAGUCAGCGAUGAUGCAAAGAUACAAGCUUUCAAUGAGCUGGGACCCACACCUGGAUCGCAUCUUCCGUCAUUUGUCCUACAAGACUGGAGGGCUCAAAUUCACUUGCAUUGCGGGUGGACUGGUCGACUUCCAUCUGGGCGAACAGAUACCGGUGGAGAGUUCGCAACCUGCUACCCAGGAUUCUCAGACGUUCAAGCAGCCUAUGCAAAUUUCUUGAAGGAAGCAAUUUCGCAUGAUGACAAUAUGCUGGCGCUUGUGAAUGCAGAUGUGUCAGCUGAGACACGCAUCGAUAAUGAGCUUGGUGAGGCUGAGGAGACCGAUGCAGAUGUGUCAGCCGAGGCGCGCAUCAAUAACGAGCUCGGUGAAGCUGAGGAGACCAAUGAAGAGGACAAAGACAAGGCAAUGCGGGAUGAUGAGGAUGAGAGGAAUACAGGUAGUGCACAAAGUUUGGAGUCGUUGGACCUCUAUCAUAUAGGGCCCCAGGAG